Molecule: messenger RNA, 459 nt
Organism: Cherax quadricarinatus
Lineage: Eukaryota; Metazoa; Arthropoda; Malacostraca; Decapoda; Parastacidae
Source: RefSeq, a predicted model, not a curated record
AGUGUUAGAGAGAGAAUUAUGCAAUCUCCCUAUGGUAAAGUUCAUGUAGGUGAGUAUGGGCAGUAUCCCCCUCCUUACUACAGAGAGAGGAGUCCUCGCAUUAAACCUACUGAUGGUUCACUAAGUGAUUCACCUUACUCAAACUAUGCAGAAUUGCAGUACAGUGGAAGUCCUUACAGUAGUCCGUAUUCUUGGGUGUCAAGAAGCAACUACGCUAGCUCAGUGGCAUCUGCUCCAACAAGACCACUGGGUGGCAGUCUGACAGAAGCAGAGAGCAUGGAGAGUAUAAGCUCAAGCGCUUCGAGUAUAGCUGCACAAAUCCAGCACGCUCGGGCCACCAGUCUCACACAAGCCCGCCUCAUGAUGCACCAGCGGGAAAUGUCCUCCUCACCCUCCCCUAGGCUCGCUCGCUCCAAUAGUGUUAGGUAAACACCCAUCCUUCACAUAGUAUAGAUAGUG